This is a messenger RNA of Alternaria arborescens, 1248 nucleotides long. RefSeq lists its product as hypothetical. The transcript has a single exon. The record is from RefSeq and is a predicted model, not a curated record. Gene Ontology annotation, molecular function: RNA polymerase I general transcription initiation factor activity; TBP-class protein binding; RNA polymerase I core promoter sequence-specific DNA binding. The coding region runs from base 1 to 1248 and encodes 415 amino acids. Gene Ontology annotation, biological process: nucleolar large rRNA transcription by RNA polymerase I; transcription initiation at RNA polymerase I promoter. NCBI's taxonomy places the organism in Eukaryota, Fungi, Ascomycota, Dothideomycetes, Pleosporales, Pleosporaceae. Gene Ontology annotation, cellular component: RNA polymerase I core factor complex.
AUGCAGCACUUCACCACGCAGUUGCGUGAUGAGCAGAACAGGACACGCUCGCUGCGCGCGAGUCAUUAUCGCAAGUCGAGAAGAAAUAAAGAGAAAAGGAAACAAGACGAAUCGCUUUUCGACCUACAAGGAGAGGACGAAACGCAGCCAGACGCCACAGUCCAAUCGUACACCUCGUCCACCGCGCCUGGCAUAGCUCAGCUGCGUGUCGCAGGCCUAUUGCCCAGCCAAGAGAACGAGGUCCCUCCAGCACCCUUCCCCCAUGCGCCUGCGAGCGUGUCCAAACCACAUCAUGUCCCUGCUAAAGUCCAGGAGGAAAUGGCCAGGCCGCCUUCACGCCUCUACGCCGUCAACGCCACCUCUAAAAGCGGUGUCGUUCAAGGCCAACCAGAGGCGCAGAAGAGGGCGCACCUUGACUCUUUGUCCACGCUGAUGCAUUGCUGUCUGCUCAAGGGAGAUUACGAGCGUGCGGGGAGAGCGUGGGGCAUGAUCUUGCGGACGCAGGUUGCUGGUGGGCGCCCGGUAGAUCCGCGUAACCACGGACGUUGGGGCAUUGGUGCUGAAAUAGCCCUGCGUCGUGGACCACAAACGCUGAAUGAGCAUAGAUUCUCUGAACAGGGCUUUGAGCUUGCUCGUGAAUAUUACAAUCGUCUGAUCAUACAAUACCCGAACCGGAAACUGCAGCCUCAUGCUGUCGAUGAGAGAACCUUUUACCCGCCCAUGUUCUCACUGUGGAUUUACGAGGUUUGCGAAAAGAGCAAGCGCGCAAGAACGGAGUUGCGUGAUGACAUCGCGAAUCAAAUACGCUCUUCUCGAAGUGUGUCGGUCGACAGUAACCUCAGUAAGAGGUCAGACGGUCUCUCUGCGAAGGAAGAGGCGAUCCAAAUGGAAGAACUUACCCAAGCCCUGGAGAUUGCAGAACGCCUCGAUCAGGUCAUCAUGUCACCACCCUUUGACAGACAGCCAAGUCUUCUAGAACUCCGCGGCAAUGUCGCCUUGUGGAUAAGUGAUCUCAACAUAGGAAAGAUGGGCUCAGAUGAGGACUGGGAUAUGGAUCUACCUACACACUCAAGUUCAGUCUCAGACCAGCUGAAGCGACUUGGAAGGGCUCAUCAGGAGCUACUAGCAGCACAAGCGUUCUUCGAGCGAGCUGCAACCAAUGGUGGUGAAGCUGCAACCCUGUCCAGUAUCAACGCAAAACGCAGAAAUCUAGUGAAGAUCAUGGAGCAGUUGCGCGCUGCUGGGUAA